Jatropha curcas is the source of this 655-nucleotide messenger RNA. Lineage: Eukaryota; Viridiplantae; Streptophyta; Magnoliopsida; Malpighiales; Euphorbiaceae. The record is from RefSeq and is a predicted model, not a curated record.
AUUUUUCAGAAGAGAGCAAUGAAGCCAACCAGGCCCGAUGUUUUUUGGGACAUAUGGCUACGUACCUCCUGAAUAUGUGAAAAGAGGUACCUACUCCAUGAAGUAUGAUGUUUAUAGCUUUGGAGUUUUGCUUCUGCAAAUCAUAAGUGGGAAGAGAAACACAUGUUUUUAUGGUUCAAGUGAAAAUCUAAACCUUCAGGAAUAUGCGUACGAAUUGUGGAAAGAAAAUGGCGGUGAGGAAUUUAUAGAUCCAACAUUAGAUGAUAAAUGUUCUUCCUGUAAGCUCUUGAGAUGCCUGCAAGUAGCCCUGCUAUGCGUGCAAGAAAGUCCAAUGGAUAGACCUUCAAUCUUGGAAGUUUAUUCCAUGCUGAAAAACGAAAAUGAUGCUAUUGCUCGUCCUAAAAGACCUGCAUUUUCUGUCCAGAAUUGUGAAGACGAAGAAAAUAGACACAUAUCAGGUCAAGAAAUUUGUUCAGUCAAUGAUGUGUCCAUUACCGAAAUGUUGCCCAGAUAACGUAGCUUUGCCUUUUUCAAAUGAAAUUGUAUAAACAGGCAUACAAUCGCAUUUUAGAGUAAACAAUUUCUAAUCCAUGGAUGCUAACAUUGCAAUAUAUUAAAACAUCACCUAUUAAUUGAUAUUUUAUUCCUUUUUUCA